Messenger RNA from Closterium sp. Yama58-4, 2943 nucleotides. The record is from the annotation of a GenBank genome assembly. Lineage: Eukaryota; Viridiplantae; Streptophyta; Zygnematophyceae; Desmidiales; Closteriaceae.
AUGAGCAACGCCUUCACCCUCUGCAUGGAGGGGGAUCCGGUCGCCCGCGUCACUGCCUUUGCCGCUUCUGCCGCUGCUGCUGCUGCUGGGGUGAAUGCGGAGGGUGUGGGAGGCGGCGCGGGGAAGCUGAUGAUGGGCGUGAAGGGCGUGCCUGCUGGCGCGCAGUCGACUCCCAUUGUGUCCAGCGACUUUGAGCCCUUCUACUUCAUCAACGUCACCGGCAUGGCAGUGGGCAACGCCACGCUCUCCCUGCCGCGCUCCGCCUUCCCGCCCCUGGACGCCUCUGGCAACGGCGGCACCGUUCUCGACUCCUCCGCAUCCAUCACUGUGCUGCCCACACAGGCAUACCAGGCCAUGGCCACUCAGGUGAAAACAACAGAUUGGGUUUACCAGGCCGUGGCCACUCAGUACCUGGUGGCGGUGCCGGGGUUGAAGUACGACUAUACUCUCAGCGACCAGCAAGGAGUCGACUGCCUCAACGCCUCCGCCUACGCCCAGCCAACAGAGAGCGCCUUCCUCGCGCAGUUUCCCACGCUCUCUCUCAUUCUCGCCGACGGAGCACUCUUCACAGUGCAGCCCUCAGCAUACCUCUACCUCGUCAGUCACCACUCCCACCUCAGCUUUUCAGUCACCCUUUUUUACUUUUCCAGUCACCCUUUUCUUCCCAGUUACCCUUCUCUACGUGUUUUCCAGUCAACUCUCUUCUUGUACUUUUUUCUCAAUUUCCCCCUCCCUCCCCCCCUGACUCCCCUCGUAUCCCCCCUCCACCUAUCCGCCCCUGCGCCCUUCUCAGGUGCGGGCGGACGUGAUUUGCUUCGCCAUCACCCCCCGCGCUCAACAGCAAUCAGCACACCAUCAUCCCGGGUCCACUCGUGGCUGACCAACCGCUACAUGGUGUUUGACAAUGAAUCCAACAAGCUCUCCUGGCUCGACACCAACUGCACCACUGGUUUCAGCGACAUUGUCGACUCCCUCCCUCCUCCCGCUCCUUCUCCUCCUCCUGCUCCGCCUGCUCGUCCUUCUCCUCCUGCUCCCCCUGCUCCCCCUGCUCCCCCUGCUCCCCCUGCUCCUCCCACAUCCACUCUGGCCUUCCCCACCAUCCACCACCGCCCCCCCAUCCCCAAACACCACCACCACACCUCCCCCCGCAUCUGUCAACUCUCCUCCCUCCCCCAUCACCAGCAGUCCUUCCCCCCCACCAUCCUCCAACGCUCCUUCCUUCCCCAAUUCCACCACCAUCCCUCCCCCUCCAGGUGCCAACUCUCCCCCCUCCCCCGCUACCAACAGUCCGCCCCCCCCACCAUCAUCCCCUCCUCGCCCAGGCAGCAGCGCCGCCUCCCCCCCAACUCCCCCUCCCCCCCCUGGCGGAAUCUCAGCCCCUUCCCCCCCUGGCGGAGUGUCAGCCCCUUCCCCCCCUGGCGGAGUCUCAUCCCCUCCCCCUCCUGGAGGAGUCUCACCCCCUCCCCCCCCUGGCGCAAUCUCAACCCCACCUUCCCUGGGGGAGCAUCACCCCCAGGGGUCAUUCCUUCUUCCCCCAUAGCCCCUCCUCCUUCCCCUGGCCCACCUCUCCCUCCCGGCGCUUCUAACCCCUCCAUUGCUCCUCCCCCCUCCGUCUCUCCUCUUCCCUCCUCUCCCCCCCCCCCUCCCCCUCCCCCUCCUCCCCCUCCUCCCCCUCCUCCCCUCCUUUCCCCUGCUCCCUCCUGGAGCCUCAGCCCCCCCUUCUCCUCCCGUCUCCCCCUCUCCUGCUGCUCCUCCUUCGUCCACACCACCAUCCCCUGGAACAACAAACCCUACCCCCUCGUCGCCCUCUUCCCCCUCUUCUCCCCCUUCUCCCCCGCUUCUCCUUCUCCUCCAUCCUCCCCCUCUUCUCCACCAAGUGCACUGUCCCCAGAACCCCCCGAAAUCCCCCAACCCCCACCAUCUUCUUCCCCUUCCUCCUCCAUUCCCCCUUCCGAUUCCCCCUCUUCCCCUUCCGAUUUCCCCCCCUCUCCCCCUACCCUCCCCGCGUCCCCCCCUCCGCCUGGAACCACUCUAGGCCCAUCUGCCUCCCCCAGUGCUCCUGCUCCUUCCGCCCCUGACCUACCCCCCUCACCCCCCACACCCCCCCACAUCCCCCUCACCCCCCUCAACCCCCUCACCCUCCUCAGCCCCCUCACCCCUCUCACCACCAAUUGUGGAACCCCCUUCCCAAUCCGCCCCUCCUCCCAUCCUUCCCCCAAUCCCUCCUCCCACUUCAUCCCCCUCCCCGUCCUCCUCACUGUCCCCCCCUCCCUCUUCCCCUUCGCCCUCCGCCCCUUCCCCAUCAGCCCCUUCCCCCUCCGCCCCUUCCCCAUCCUCCCCAUCCUCCCCUUCCCCCUCCUCUCCAUCCGCCCCUUCCCCCUCCUCUCCAUCCGCCCCUUCCCCCUCCUCCCCUUCCACCCCUUCGUCCCCUUCAACCUCCUCCCCUUCCACCCCUUCGUCCCCUUCCCCCUCCUCCCCUUCCACCCCUUCGUCCCCUUCCCCCUCCUCCCCAUCCCCAUCCACCCCAAGCGACCCCUCCGCCUGCAUCCCCUCCCCCUCCACCUGCUCCUUCUUCUUCGACGGCUAUCAAGGCCAGAUCCCAACAUUCCAGCUCAACCCCUUGCAGGGCUGCGCGCGAGCGUGGGCAAGUAUGUGGCGCGUGUGGUGGCGGGUAACAGUGGCGCGGGAGAGGUGGUGUGUCCUGAGGAGAAGCGGCAGGACGUGGGGGGCCAGCUUUACAUCACUGGAUCUGAUCUGAUGCAGCGCACGUUCCAGUCAGCAGACUCAUUAGCAGCGGUGGGAGGCAGCUACAUGCGAGUGGCGGUGACGACGGCUCAGAUGGACCUGCUGGGGACGACCUUCAACAUGAACCCCGGGGAUGGCGACCCUGAGCUGCCAGAGGAAAACCGAUGUGUUCUCUUCAAGCUCGACCUGCCCUCCUGA